Carya illinoinensis is the source of this 810-nucleotide messenger RNA. RefSeq lists its product as uncharacterized. The record is from RefSeq and is a predicted model, not a curated record. NCBI's taxonomy places the organism in Eukaryota, Viridiplantae, Streptophyta, Magnoliopsida, Fagales, Juglandaceae. The transcript is spliced from 3 exons. The coding region runs from base 1 to 810 and encodes 269 amino acids.
AUGGGUUCAAGGUCUGAUACAAUAGCUUCCCUCUUUGUGGCUCAUGAGAAGGUAUGUGAUAUUAACAAGCUUAGAUCCCUCUUCAAUUCAAAUAUAGUGGCUGACAUUCUUAAGGUGUUUUUGUGCCCAAUUGAAAUGGAAGAUAGAAUGGUUUGGCCUCAUGAGAGGAAUGGCCAAUUUAGUGUUCAAAGCUGUUAUAGGUACAUUCUUGCUCAGAUUGGUACCCAGUUUGUAGAGGCAUCAAAUGUACAGACCCAACACAUCCUUUGGAAACAUUUGUGGAAGAUGAAAGUUUCCAAUAAGGUCAAGAAGCAUGUUUUACCUGAUGGCACCUGCAGUAUAUGUCUUAGUGAACUUGAAACUCUUGCACGUGCUGUGAUGAGUUGUAACGCUAUUCAUAAAAUAUGGGAAUUGUAUUUACCUACUGUUUCUAUUGCUAAUAACAUGUCAGUUGUGGAGGUGGCCUUGCAUUUUUGUGAUAGGAAACUAAACAAGUAUGUGUAUGACAAAGUAAUGCUAUCUCCACCUGAUAAUGCACUGACUACGCUGCACAGUUUUGACAAGGUGAAACAGAAAACUCAGAUAAAACUCAAGAAUCAUUACAGAUGGCAACAUCCUCCUAUAGAUUGGUUGAAAUUAAAUGUAGAUGGUGCAGUAUUUGCUGAGCUGGGGAAAGCUGGUAUUGGUGUUAUGGCUGCCAAUAAAUCUGAAUGUGAAGUUGAUGAUACAGAAGCUAUUGAACUGUUAGCGAUUUUUCAAGGAACUCCUGUUUAUGUUUCUAGUCUAUAUCAUUCACUCCCAGUUCUUUGA